This is a messenger RNA of Colossoma macropomum (tambaqui), 1790 nucleotides long. It is a transcript of the gene hmgb3a, whose product is annotated as high mobility group box 3a. The coding region runs from base 23 to 832 and encodes 269 amino acids. The record is from RefSeq and is a predicted model, not a curated record. NCBI's taxonomy places the organism in Eukaryota, Metazoa, Chordata, Actinopteri, Characiformes, Serrasalmidae. Gene Ontology annotation, biological process: regulation of transcription by RNA polymerase II. Gene Ontology annotation, molecular function: DNA binding, bending. The transcript is spliced from 5 exons.
UAACCAAUCAGGCCGGUCUCGGAUGGAGCUGGCGAGGCUGCGCCUGGUUUAUAAGAGCAGAGAGAAGGGAGGACAGAGCACAGACUUCAGGCAACUCAACAACACAGGUACGAGCCAUAAUAACCAGAGAAGACUAGCAGACACCAGCACCCCUUUUCUCACCAGAAUGGCUAAAGGGGACCCCAGGAAGCCCAAGGGCAAGAUGUCCGCUUAUGCCUACUUUGUGCAGACAUGCCGUGAGGAGCACAAGCUGAAGAGUCCCGAGAUUCCAGUCAACUUUGCGGAAUUCUCCAAAAAAUGCUCAGUGCGAUGGAAGGCAAUGUCAGGAAAAGAGAAAUCCAGGUUUGAGGACAUGGCUAAGCAGGAUAAAGUGCGGUAUGAUCAGGAGAUGAUGCACUACACUGGCAAGAGAGGCAAAAAGAAGGACCCCAAUGCACCAAAGAGACCACCGUCUGGCUUCUUCAUCUUCUGCUCAGAGCAUCGUCCCAAAAUCAAAGCCCAGUAUCCUCAUCUGGGUAUUGGAGAGGUGGCCAAGAAACUUGGGGAGAUGUGGAACAACCUUACAGAUGCCCACAAACAGCCUUAUGUGAUGAAAUCCAACAAAUUAAAGGACAAGUACCAGCAGGACAUUGCUGAUUACAAGUCAAAGGGCAAGGUUGGUGGCAUGGGCAUGAGCAUGGGAAUGAAUAUGGGCACAGGUAUGGGCAUGGGCAUGAUGGGAAUGGCCCCUAAACCCAUGAUGAAGAGCAGCAUGGACGACGAAGAUGACGAGGAGGAUGAGGAUGAGGAAGACGAUGACGAGGAAGAUGAUGAGGAUGAAGAUGACGAAUAGACUGUUUUUUUUUUUAGUGUCUAAGCUAGAAUUUAUUAUUAUUAUUAUUAUUAUUGCUAUCAUUGUUAUUAUUGAAUUUUCUGUCUGGACAAAGUGCAGUAGGAAUACACUGUUGGUCUUUGGUGCAUCACUUAUUAUUUUUCGAUGAUCAUGAAACGAUUUGUGAUGUUUGUGAGGAAAGGACGGUUACUGUGAGUGAGAACAGAAGCAGCUUCCUACCUCCAGGUUAGCGUGUGUGUGUAUCGUCAUGACAACCCAGUGUCUUCCUGACUACCAUUUGCUUCCAUUCAUUGCCUAUAUCAGAUCAUUUACACAAGUGGCAGCACUGCCACAUAUAAACGCGUUAUGAUUUUGUUUGUCUUUCUUUUUUAAUGGGUUGUCUAAACUUGUAUGUAACUCAGUAUAUUAUUGACUAGAGUUUGAUUCUUGCUACUCUGCUCAGUGUUGUGUGUAUCAAGGUGACAUUGGAGCCUCCACGCUGCACCUGUAUUAGGGCAAGUGAUGCGGAUUUCAGUCCCCGUUAGAAAUUUCUCUUGUGUACUGAUCUGGGACCUCCAGUCCUAAACUUAAUCAUAAAAGAGAAACUGUGAAACGGUUCUCAGUUCAGUACAAAAGGACGAUUUCUGCCAGCACACUGUUGCUGUGGUGCAUGCUGGGAAAUAUUUGGUAUGUAGUCUAAGUAGUUUAACACGCUACACAGAACAGUAACUCAUCCCCAAAAUCCUCUUGGGCUAUGAGCACAGGAGAUGGCGACAGCUAUGUGGAAGAUUUUCUUUAGCAUGUUUUAAGCUAAGUGCAUUUUUAAUAUUAACUGUUGUGUGAGCCUCACGUUCCGCCUGAACGGAAGGUGAGGGGAAAGUGCAACUGUUGACGAUAAAUCUGUACUUAUCUGUAUCUAAGAUUUUCUUUUUUAUAUGUUUAGGAUGCUACAUUUGAAAUUAAACGGAUUAAAUUUUUA